Messenger RNA from Aspergillus calidoustus, 459 nucleotides. NCBI's taxonomy places the organism in Eukaryota, Fungi, Ascomycota, Eurotiomycetes, Eurotiales, Aspergillaceae. The record is from the annotation of a GenBank genome assembly.
AUGCCCCGAACCGAUGAAGCCGAGUUCUGGUUCAACGCCGUCUACGCCGCAGUGCAGCAGAUCCCGCCGGGGAAAGUAACCUCGUACGGACAUAUCGCGCUGUUGUUGGGUGAACCAAAACGCCCCCGCCAAGUCGGCAUCUGCCUAAAACACCUGCCGGCGCAGGACAGCGGGAACCACUUCCAUGGCGGGAAUGUGCCAUGGCAGAGGGUUGUUAAUGCCAAGGGGAUGAUUUCGCAUCGUGGACCGGGAAGUGCAGAGAGACAGGCGGAGGCAUUGCGCGAGGAAGGCGUCGAGGUGACGAGUGAUAGCAUGGGGGAGUUUUAUGUGGAUCUUUCGCGAUACGGGUGGUUUCCUGUUGAGUUGGAGAGUGAGGAUGACGACGACGACGACGUCGACGAUGAAGAUGCAGAUGGAGGUGCAGGGGUAGACCAAUGUAACGGGACCAGAGUCCCAUGA